UUCUUGCAACUUUCAUAACAGCGCCUUGUCUUAUAAAAUUAUUUCAGAUUUAUAGAUUGAGAAACCUAUCAAAAACGAUCAGCAAUAUACAUAUUUAAUGACAGUUUGAAUCAAAUUAUUCACGAGGUGAUUUUGGAGUCAUGGGAAAGAUCGAUUAUCAACUGAUGCCGGAUCUUGGUCCGCGUAGUCAUACAAUGGCCGUAUUGCCUCGUUUGACUCCCCGGUUCCAAGAAGUGGAGGGAAUCCGUUCUCUCAAUAAAGUAGACCCACUUCAUCCCCCAUGGUCGAGCAGACGAACAGUCAGUCUUGAGACUGUGAAUGCUCAUGAUGCUUUAAGCCAGCGCAGCACGGCGAUGAAACAGCGGGAGUUUCACAGAUAUCACUCUACUUAUGAAACGCCAGUUUACGGCUCAAUUGCAGCUAAAGAGCAAUACAGGAGGGAGAUUCGGGAUAUCCUGAAAGACCAGAUGGCAAGUAAGUUAGAGCGUGAGAAGACAGCCUUCAGUUCCCGUCUGACGGAGAGCAAGGCCUUCAUAGAAAUGGACAGGAGGACCAUUCAGGACGAGCUGCAGAGCCGACAGAAGAGAUUCGACAUGAUGAAGUCGUUCCGCGACGAAAACAAAAAAAUGGCAGCCGAAAUUACAGAGCGGAAGAAACUUGAGCGCUGUUUGAGACAGAGAGAAGAGAAAGAAAUGCUGAAGUUCAACCCUAUCAACUGGAGUCACUCGCUCAGAUAAUCAUUCAUCAUCAACUCAUUACUUAAUUAACUAGUCAUAACCAGGAAUCGACACUUCUCAUAUGCAGUAUCCUUAGAAGCAUAUGCCAACUCUGAAUCAUUUAGCCGGAUUUCAAAUGAAAUCUUAACCAUGAAAGUUUUCUUUCAAUGUUUUUUUUUCUGUUUUUCCAAGUCACCUGAAAUCAGAAUUUUCAAAUUUGUCUCAAAUUAGAAUUGCUUCUUUCGAAAUGGUCUGAAAACUGUUUUUUUUUCAAAUUUUCUGAAACUGAACCCAUGUGUAUUUCUUGAAUGGUCAUCAGAAGCUAUUUUUUAUAGUCUCUUAUUAGAAGUUUUUUUUAUAACAAUCUCGAAUCAGAUUUUUUCUGAGAGAAAUUGUCUCAAAUAAGAAUUUUUCAAAAUAGUCUUGAAUAAAAAGUUUUUUUUCUAAAUUGUCUCAAAUCAGAAAAUUUCGUGGUUCCUGGUUAUAUAAAUUGUCCAGAAACGCAGAGAUGUCUUUUGAAUAUUAAUAAUAUCUGAAGUAAAUCAUUCCAUGAACUGCCCCAUAUAUGCAUUGUACUAUGUAUAAGCUCGCUUAUUAAAUUACGCAAAAUCAUCAAAAUGAUUUCAUCACACAAAUCAAUCUUACCAUCGCGCCUUACUUUUGCCCUGAUGCAUUUCAUCAUCAAAACAAAUUAAUUCGAAAAUAUCAAUUGAAAAUUUAGUUCACUUGAACAAGAUUGUCUGAAUGUUAAAAGAUACUUUCUAUUUUUGAAUUCAUUUUAGAUUACAAA
This is a messenger RNA of Symsagittifera roscoffensis, 1506 nucleotides long. RefSeq lists its product as uncharacterized. Lineage: Eukaryota; Metazoa; Xenacoelomorpha; Acoela; Convolutidae. The record is from RefSeq and is a predicted model, not a curated record. The transcript has 6 exons. Bases 141 to 737 code for a protein of 198 amino acids.